AUGGUUCAGUAUCUCGGCAAGGAAAUAGGUCCUAUUGGAUUUGGCCUCAUGGGCCUGACAUGGCGCAAAGACCCUCCUGCUUUGGAAGAUGCGAUCGCCGUCAUGAAGGCUGCCGUCGACAAUGGCCUCACCAUGUGGAAUGGCGGCGAGUUCUAUGGAACUCCCGAGUACAACUCCAUGACGAUCAUCAAGGCCUACUUCACAAAGUAUCCCGAAGACGCUGAAAAAGUUGUAUUAGUGAUGAAGGGCGGCAUUGAUAUGAAGCUCUUCAAGCCUGACGGAUCACCCGAAGGUAUCCGCCGGUCGCUCGACAAUAUUCUGGAGCAGCUCGGAGGCACCAAGAAAGUGGACGCCUUCAACUGUGCCAGGCGAGACCCGGCGUAUCCUCUAUCUGUUACUUUUGGAGUCAUUCAGAAGGAGUACAUCGACACCGGCAAGAUUGGUGCCAUCGCGCUCUCCGAGUGUGGAGUCGAUACCAUUAAUGAAGCCGCCGCGGUAGCCAAGAUUGCUGGCGCCGAAGUCGAGAUCAGUAUGUUUUCGCCAGAUGUUCUUAACAACGGAAUUGCCGCUGCUUGUAAGAAGCAUGAUAUUCCCAUCAUUGCGUAUUCGCCGAUUGGAAAGGGUCUGCUCUCUGGCGAAUACAAAAGCUUGGAAGACGUCAAGAAGCUUGGAUCAGUCUCCUCAUUCCCGCGCUUCCAGCAGGAGCAGCUCGAGCACAACCUCAAGCUGGUCCAACAAGUGGAGCAAUUCGCCAGCCAAAAGUCGUGUACUCCUGCGCAGGUAGCCAUCAACUGGGUGAGGAGCCUGACCAACGACCCGGAGCUACCUCUUGUGGUCCCAAUUCCUGGGUCCUCGACAGUCGCACGUGUGGAAGAGAACGCAAAGGUGGUUGAGUUAACCAAAGAGGAAUUGGACACUCUCACCAAUCUUGUCACGGGCUUUGAGACUGCUGGCAGCAGAUACCCGCCUCAUGCACCGGUCAACACUUAAAACUGCUUGCAAGAGAUUUGAGUUUUCCUAUAGGAGCUUCAUAGGAGAUGCGUUUCUGUAAUAAUCGCAGCUUUGCUAUAAAAAGAUGAAAAUGCUAUU
Trichoderma virens Gv29-8 is the source of this 1089-nucleotide messenger RNA. RefSeq lists its product as uncharacterized. Bases 1 to 990 code for a protein of 329 amino acids. The transcript has 3 exons. The record is from RefSeq and is a predicted model, not a curated record. Gene Ontology annotation, cellular component: cytoplasm. NCBI's taxonomy places the organism in Eukaryota, Fungi, Ascomycota, Sordariomycetes, Hypocreales, Hypocreaceae.